Babesia ovata is the source of this 1980-nucleotide messenger RNA. Its product is annotated as ribosomal protein L15. The record is from RefSeq and is a predicted model, not a curated record. Gene Ontology annotation, cellular component: mitochondrial large ribosomal subunit. Lineage: Eukaryota; Apicomplexa; Aconoidasida; Piroplasmida; Babesiidae. The transcript is spliced from 3 exons. Bases 1 to 1980 code for a protein of 659 amino acids. Gene Ontology annotation, molecular function: structural constituent of ribosome. Gene Ontology annotation, biological process: translation.
AUGGACGCAGUGGCUCUAGUACUGGUGGCACUGUGGUCGGUGUCCAUUGCUCCGUGCAGAAGGCUGACAUUUAUUGGCAACAGGGCGCUCAGUACUUCAUUUGAAACGCAUAAUGGUCUUGCGUGGAGGCGGGCGAGGCCUGUCCGAGCAUCACGGUUGGAUGCUGCGGACACUGAAACGUCAUGCGAUAACGACCCAUCAAAGGAUGUACCUGCUUUGGACGAUUCCGAAGUCAUUCCUGAACAACUCGGCUAUCAAUACACGGCAGAGGACAUUCAGCGUGAGCGUGACGAGAUUAGGGACUUCUACGAGAUCAACACCUUUAGCAUGAAAAGAGACAGACUUCCUCGCGCUCACCCGUUGUACAAGUUCCUAAGAGAAGAACGCAAAAAAGUGAUCAAGCUCGAACGCAUCCAUAAGUGGAGGCAGGCUGAGGCACGACGUCAGGAGUGGAGGGACUUCUUCAACUCAGUCAAGGACGGAACGUGUGAGAACAUUUUUACAGAGGAGCAGCAGGAUGUCUGGAAACGUUUAAUGGACCGGACCAUGGAGAUCGCCGAGCCCUUGCUAGAGGAGGUUGAGGCAAUCCUGUCGAACACAAAGCUCUCACUCGAGAAGCGCAACGAGUUGGCUGUGGAGGUGCGCCAACAGAUUCAGGAUGUACGGGAACAGGUGUUCAAGGAGUUUGAACCCGAAAUGCUGGCAUGCGGCGCGCUGCAGAAAGCACAGGAGUACUUCGCCAGCAUCCCCACCUACGUCAUGGACGUGUGUCAGCCUGACAUAAAUCACAACAUAUACAUAAAGCCGGAAAACUGCACACUCCCUGCUGAUGUGGUAUGGUCAAACACGGUUCUGGGCAGUGGCCGAGAGCCUGGCGAGCCGUUUUGGAAGUUUCACCUGCUGCCGUCGUUAGGGCAGAAGAAAAAGAAGCGGCUGGGACGUGGCCACGGUAGCGGUCACGGAGGCAGCUCAUCACGUGGGAACAAAGGGCAGAAGCACAGAUCUGGGCGAUACAUAAACCCGGUAUUCGAGGGGGGUCAGAUGCCCCUCUACCGGAGGCUGCCAAAGUUCGUUGGCAGGCCCGUGGGCCCUGGCCAUCGCCACAGCCGUAGGGAAUACCAGCUGAUCCCCAUCCACCAGCUUAACGUUGCACGCGAGGGCAUGGUGGUCGACUGGGCGACACUCGAGUGCCUUGGUGCACGGCUUGGUCGAUACAAGCGUGGCCAUCCGAUAAAGGUAAUCGGCGGUAAGAAGUACGCUGGUGUUGCGAAGCCGCUAACCGUUCGCAACCUGAUAGUAAAGGCCCAUGCGUUCACACGAUCCGCGGCGCGUGAAAUUAUGGAUCUAGGUGGCCGGUGCCUGUUACUGCGCCCCAAGACCUUGGAUAUUGUGGAGGAGGUGUAUCACCCGGACGUUCCUCGCGCUCGCCGUUAUAUUUUCAGCGGCAAGAUAUCGCGUCGCGAGCGUCGCAGGCGCGAAAUCAAGGCUCGUGUAUGGGAGGAUAUGCAAAAAUCAGGCUCAAGUGACGCUGCGACUGCUGAAACAUCGGAAACGACGGACCAGCCACUGUUGACCAGUCCGGAAACUAUCGCAUCUUCGACCGCUGAAAACGGUGACACGCUAGCUGACAGCGGCACACCCACAUCGACUGAAUCAACGUCGUUGGUGCCGACGGUGGACACGUCGCCUAGUGGAGAGGCACAUUCACCUCCAGGCGAAUCGGAGCAACUACAACCGGAGCCUCCGGAAACCAUCGCACUAGUGGAUGACAAGCUUGGCGACGUAAUAACUCUACAAUCGGAUACGGAUGAUUCCUUAACAUUUAAUAAUACGCCCGUGCCCAACCCUGCUGAAGCCGAGGAAGAUCCACAGGCUGCCACACCCACCGAAGAUUCAACCACAGCGGAUGAAGGGGGCGACCCGCCGCCCAAGCGUCGUCGUGGUCGAAAGCCGAAGUCACAAUCGGCUAAUAACCCCUAG